This is a messenger RNA of Rhinocladiella mackenziei CBS 650.93, 2451 nucleotides long. RefSeq lists its product as uncharacterized. Gene Ontology annotation, molecular function: protein kinase activity. The record is from RefSeq and is a predicted model, not a curated record. Gene Ontology annotation, biological process: protein phosphorylation. The coding region runs from base 1 to 2451 and encodes 816 amino acids. The transcript has 2 exons. Lineage: Eukaryota; Fungi; Ascomycota; Eurotiomycetes; Chaetothyriales; Herpotrichiellaceae.
AUGGCCUCGCCAAAGACGGAAUCACGCGUCGUGCCUGUCUCCCAGACGCCCAAGAAGGCAGUAAAUUCUGUACCCCAUGACGAUACCCAAACUUAUCGCUUACACGCUUUCAUCUAUAACCUUGACUCCAUGACACACGUGGAGGACACAGAAGUCUCCAUUUUUGAGAAGCUUCAUAAUAUGAUGGCCAAGAACGCAAAGUUCACCGAAACCCAAAUCAAGAGGGCAGAAGAAGCGCUCAAGACAUCCGAUGAAUGGGUUGAAUGGCGGUCGGAUAUGAAAGCUCAAGAGGUCCUUCAAGCACAAUCCGUGGCAAGGACACGACAAGCUCACAACGUCGUCAUUAAUAUCGGAACAAAGGUACUCGGGUCCGGGAUUGGCAAUGAGGACUACGCAGAAUGCUUGAAGGUUUCCAAACUGGACCUGGCCAGUAUUGCCAUUGAUGUUGACAAGGAAAAUGUGAGGUUUUGCGACAUGAAGACAACCUGGCAACUCAAGAAAUCGGCCGACCAGACAUAUGCGCAGUCCGAAAUACAACUCUCUCUCUUGAGAUGCAACCAAGCGUUCGGGAACGAUCCAUUUCGUCAUUUCAUAUACUCUAUCUACGUCGCCGGCACGACAUUGCGUCUCUAUCAACUGAACAGAGGGCAGGUACUGUGUUACGAAAGUGAGCUUGAUAUCGCGCAGAAUACAUUGGGUUUUCUGCGCUUCGUUAACUGGCUUAUGCUGGCCAGGAACGACGCCCAGGGCCUUGCAAAGAGACCCUCUGCCAUCGGUAGAAGAGUCAUCAGCUUCACUCCUCCCGGAUGUAAGAUACCAUCGCCACUCGUGCGUGUGGGUGUCGACGGGGUCACGACACGCGGCACUACAAUAUGGCCUAUUGAAAUGCAGAAACCGAAGCCAAAAAAGAAAAAAUCAAGGAAGUUGACGGCCAAAAAGGACACAGAGAACUUACCUACAGAAGGUGACGAUCUUGCAGAGUUGAAAAUGGCCUGGAUCGACGAGGUGCGUACGAAUGAAGCUGACAUCCUUUAUGAACUUAGCGAUGUCGAGGAACUACUAAAGCUUUUUGAGUGGGAAGACGGACCCUUAACAGCCGAGUUUGACGUCCUACCGGAGGCAAAACAUUCAAGAGAACAUCUCAAAAUGGGACCGAAUUAUCGGUAUAUGAAGGUGACGCACAGCAAAUCCUCCAUCACGGCAAACAAAACCCAGAAGAAAGAGGCUGAGAAGGGCUUGUUUAUGCCGGAAGUGAACGGGACCGCUAUCGAGUCAGCCGAUGAGCCUUCGUACGCGAGAAGACAGCGAUGGUAUCUGGAAGAGUACUGUGGCGUUUCUGUGGAUACCUCACGGUAUGACCUUUCGCAACAUCAAUACCCCAAUCCUCGAGAUGUCACUGAACUUGAGCGUAUGGUGGCUUUACGUUCUGCUGUACGUGCCAUCCAGAAAAUGUGUUGCAGAGAUCGGCCCGUUGUCCACCGAGAUAUUUCUCCAGCGAAUAUUAUGGUGAUGUCGCCCGAUACGCUGAGCGAGGAGGGCGCCCCUCCGCCUGGAAGGUUGAUUGACCUCGACAUGGCUUGCGUAUAUGGAGACCCCCAUUCCGGAGCUCCCUGGCGCACUGGCACUUACCUCUAUAUGGCAAUCGACAUUCUGAUGGGGGAACACCCUAGGCACAACCCAUGGCAUGACAUUGAGAGUGUCUUCUGGGCUCUGCUCUUUGGAGAGCGGAACCGAACUACUGAAGGUGCGAAGGAACUACAGGGCAUUGUUUCCGCCGUGGAAGCCCAGCCCACAGAAGCCAAAACAUGUGUACAAUUAGGGUACAGAAAAUUGGCUAUCGUGGGUUAUUUUUGGAAUACGUGGAUGGGCGGUGAACGAUCACGUCUCUUUGGAAAGACUUCAUUCCCAGUCAUCCGGCUCAUGCAUCGACCAAAGGCUGAACUGUUUGAAUUCGACGAACGAAAGGAACCAGAUCGUCUAGCAACCUUUGAAGACGUCGCUGCCGCGGCGGAUGAACAUAUAGCCACCUCUAUAAUACGCAAAUCGCCCAAAUUUGCGGUCCCUGAGGAAGGUGGGAAAGUAGAAAUAGGCAUCGAAGGGCUUAGUUUGGAGGAAAAGGCCGACAAAACUAAUCAGGACAAAAGCAAUAAUCCUGCCAACGAAGAAGGCGUCGAGAAGGCGGAGAAAGACGUAUCCAUCGAGAGGAUUAAGCGGGCAGUUGCCACGAUCACAGAGCGCAUUGAUGAGUGGUUUGCUGAGUGUAUUGAUGACCCGGAAAAGGCUAAGCAGGCUUGCAAACAAAUUAAAAUCGAACCACGAAUUUUGUCACGUGGAACGCUAGGCCUAGUUGGGACUAGCCCACUAGAGCACUCGUUUACUUCUUCUCCACACAAUCCUCAGAAGAACAAGACACAGAUAGACCAUAACAACGACUACUUCAGUCAACCUUAA